Passer domesticus (house sparrow) is the source of this 6414-nucleotide messenger RNA. It is a transcript of the gene CBLN2, whose product is annotated as cerebellin 2 precursor. The transcript has 4 exons. Gene Ontology annotation, molecular function: protein binding. The record is from RefSeq and is a predicted model, not a curated record. Gene Ontology annotation, biological process: maintenance of synapse structure. Gene Ontology annotation, cellular component: synapse. NCBI's taxonomy places the organism in Eukaryota, Metazoa, Chordata, Aves, Passeriformes, Passeridae. Bases 364 to 1050 code for a protein of 228 amino acids.
GGGAGGGGGAUGAUUAUUGGCAAUGGGCGGGAGAGAAAGAGGCGACUCCUGUUUCCUUUUCUUUCUGCCAGCGCAAUCUCGGCUCAUUUUCUCUAAGCUAUACAAGUUCACGGACGAGCUAUCUAGCCAACCCGCCUCUCCCGUCAUGGACCUCCCAGGCUGCUGCGUGCCGCCCGCCCUCUGAGAAGGCUCCUUCGCCCCGCGCACAGGAGGAGGCGGAGGAGGAGAAGAAGGGGAGGAAGGCGCGGCCGCAGCCGCCGCUGCCCAGCCGCCGUCCCGCAGAGCGCUGGCCGCAGGGCGCCGGGCCGGCAGCAGGCGCGCAGCCCCCUCCGCCUCCCCGCGGCCGCCCGCCCGCCCGCCCGCAUGUCGGCGGCCAUCCGGAGCGGCGGCGGCGGCGGUCCGGCGCCGGGCAUGGGGCGGCGGCGGCGGGGGGCGCUGCCGGAGCCGGCGGGCGGCUGCUCCUGCUGCCUGGCGGCGGCGCUGCCGCUGCUGCUGCUGCUGCUGCCCGCCGGGUGCCCGGUGCGGGCGCAGAACGACACGGAGCCCAUCGUCCUGGAGGGGAAGUGCCUGGUGGUCUGCGACUCCAGCCCCUCGGCCGACGGCGCCAUCACCUCCUCCCUGGGGAUCUCGGUGCGCUCGGGCAGCGCCAAGGUGGCCUUCUCGGCCACCCGCAGCACCAACCACGAGCCCUCCGAGAUGAGCAACCGCACCAUGACCAUCUACUUCGACCAGGUAUUAGUUAAUAUUGGCAACCAUUUUGAUCUUACGUCCAGUAUAUUUGUAGCACCAAGAAAAGGGAUAUAUAGUUUCAGUUUCCACGUGGUCAAGGUCUAUAACAGACAAACCAUCCAGGUAAGUUUAAUGCAAAACGGCUACCCAGUGAUUUCAGCUUUUGCAGGGGAUCAGGACGUCACCAGAGAAGCAGCCAGCAAUGGGGUCUUGCUCCUCAUGGAAAGAGAAGACAAAGUGCAUCUCAAACUGGAAAGGGGUAACCUCAUGGGAGGGUGGAAAUAUUCAACCUUUUCUGGCUUCUUAGUCUUUCCACUAUAAAAGAAGGCCAAAUAGGAGACAGAUCCGUGAGCCGGAGCAAGGAUUCAAUUGUUAAUGACACCCUGAACUUGGCAGCACAUGACAAUAUUUUCAGUCACCCUGUCAGACUGUCACAGUAGAAGAAUGAUAACCUUCUAAACUCCAACAUUUGCUUUGAAUAUUGACAAUUCCUUGGAACCUGCGCCUCUAAUUAGUUUUAGACGACAGUGAUCUUUAGGAGAAAUGAAAUUAUCGACCUGAGCAAUUUGUACCUGUGAUUGUAAAGUCAAUUUUGGAUUUUAUUGUUGGGAUCAUUGACUUUCUUAUUCUUUUUAUUUUUUCCUCUCUUUCAUUUUUCCUCUUUUUCUUUCUCUUGUUGUUGUCCCAAUGAAACAAAUAACUCGGACCACAGAAUCACUUUGUCAAAGGCUCACUUCAGAGCCAGAAGAACGGAGUGUUCAGCCCAAUGAGGUGUUCUUCCAUGCUUUAUUUCUUUGUGUUGUAUAGCCUUAAAGAAAAAAAAGAAAAAAAAAAAGAAAAGAAAAAAAAAAAAAGAAAAAAAAAAGAAUGGCUUCAGUCUCAGUCCUGUAUUUUUCUGGGGGAGGGGGAUUCUGGACAUUACUGUGUCAAGAAGUGCUUUAUCCAGUGAAGCAAAAUUUGCACGAUUGGAACCUUAUUUGUGUUGUUCGUGUUUUUCAUCAACUUUUUAUUUUUCCUGAUUUUUGUUUGUGUGUGCUAAAAAUGUAAGCUAGAUUGAUCAAUAAGACAAAACAAAGCACAUAUAUACCCUGUAGCUCUAAGUAAAGCUAACCAGUGAACAAUUUCUGUCUGCACUUUCCAGCUGAUCUUUAUAGACCUAUUUAGAGAGAGAGAAAGAGAGAGAAAGAGUGAGAGAGCUACAUGAUCCUUCAAUUACAAUCUGGAAACCAGUAAAGGAACUGACAUUUCUGAAUUGUCCUGACAUUUCUAGAAGCAACAGUGGAGGCUUUGAAUAUCUUCUCUGACCAUACCCUAAAAUAUAUACUUUCUUUACACUUCCAUAUUUUGGGUGUUUUUAUCUAACAUUUAUUUGAUAUAUUUGUCUACUAAUGCUUGAGUACACAUUGAGGGAGCACAGAGAGAUGUCAGAGCAAAUUUUUCCUCUUCCAAAUUAAAUAAAACCAUCUCUACUUGAUCUGUCCGUGGCAAGUAUUGGAGGAGUAGACACAAGCAUCUUUGACAGCCUUAGGGAGAGGAGCCUCAGAGGGAGAGGGGUCUCAGAGGAUCAACAAAUGCUCCAGAAAUUGGCUUAGGUGCCAUGUGUAUAUUUGCUGCGUCUGCUCUUCCCAACAAAAGUGGCCUCAAAGUUCUAGGGAUGGAUUGACAUCAGUAUUGAACACUGAGAAAAUUAUUAUCCCAAUCAGCAAGAGGUAAAAUGUCAGUCCAAUGUCAACUGUAUCCUUUUGCCUCAUUCUCAAUAAACAGGUCCCGUUUCUUCAGUUUUUUAAGUUUAUUUUUUUAGUUUGGUGGGUUUUGUUUGGGUUUUUUAAAGUGGUGUACAAAACAUUAUGCUGAAGAAAAUAUUGUUUGAGGAGAUCCAGAAGGAAUGUUUAUUUUACAGAAGUCUUAUCAACAUUUAUUUAAUUUUAAAUGUGUCAUUUUACUAUGAAUCCCCUAAGGGUGGAUGUGCAUAAGAAUUUAUUUUUGUCAAAUUUACUCCUCUGCCACAAGCAAAUAUAAUGGAAAGGCAUUUUCAGGAAAGCAGUGGUAACUACAUUGUAUUUCAGAAUUAUGGUGGACAUGUCAUUUUCAUUGUAAAUUUAUCAUUCAAGGGACAAAAUUAAAGUAAUAUAUUCUUAAAAAACCCUUAUCUGUGUUGCUUAUAUACCUCAGAUGACUAAAAUAUAAGCCAAUUUAAUAUUUAAGAUUUUUGUGCAUUUUCACCAUUGAUGUGGUUUGUUUGCUUUGCUGUUUCACUUUGCCAGUUACUUAAUGAAUUGGUUUCAGGUUGUUGGUUUUUUUAAUGGGUUGCAUUUUCUAGUUCCUAUUUGUGCUUUGGCAUGACUGCAAUGCUUCUAGUUGCAAAAUAUCACAGGGCUAAGUUUAAGUACAUUAAAUAAAACCUGAGUCAGCAACAACCUUUUUCUAUUAAAAUACAAUAAAUACAGUUGUCUUAAUGGUAGACAUUGUAAAACUACUUCUUGUGUUUAUAACUCGAUCGUGUCAUGCAAGGAAACAGAAACUGAGGUGGGUUCAAGCUGCCAAGUUUUUAGUUUCUGCUAUAUUUUUAAUUUAAAAUAAAAAUACUCAGUCAAAAUAAUAUAAAAUAAGAAUUACUCAGUUUUGCUUUAAAAUUCUGCCUACCAUAAUCACCAUUUACAUUAGUUCAUUUGGCUUGAAAAAGGCAAUGACAUCUUAGUUCUGGAUCUCUCCUAUCAUAAAUGAAGCCAAUGGCAAUGUUUUCCUUGGAACUAUCCUUGGAAAUUUCUAAAGGCCAUUGUAGCUGCAUAAUCUGAAUAUUUCACUUCAUGUAUUCAAGCUCAGUAAUCUUGACCAUGUUUUUUUUAUAGAUAUGUUUAUAUGGUAACCAAUCUUCUGAAUUUAAAGAAGUUAUCUCAUACAAUUCCACUUUCCCUUUGCUACUCUGGUGUCCUUCAUGCUGAGCUCUAGAGUUAGGAUUCUUAUAUAAACAGUUUAAAUAAAUGGAGAAUGUGGAGUAAAUUCUUAUUGUACACUAAUUGAACUCAUGAUUUUUUUCUUUUAUGUUCUUUGCAAUAUCUUUUCCCUUUUAAUUUUGCAUGUGGGUUUGAGAAUGUAAAAUCUACAUGCUAUUGGAAACGGUAGAAAUUUUGUUGUAUACAUAAGGUUGUAUAUCAUGAUAUAUUUUAUGUUGGAGGGGGGAAAUGCACAACCACAGCACUGUAGAUUGCAGGAAAUAUGAAGUGAGAAUGAUUAAAAGAGCCUCCCAGUACAUUAACAGUAAGCUUACAGAAAAUAAUUUAUAUAAAUAAAUUGUUUGGGUAACCUUCAGAGUUGGUUUAAAUUUAAUGUUGAGGAGCACCACAAGAGUUAGAAGUGUAAAACACGUGGUAGUGAAGUAGACCAGUGGCACCAUAAUGACUGGUUCCUGUGGGAGCAGUAGCACAAGACCCCUUCCAACAGCUUUCAAGGUUUCUCAUAAGCUGCUGUGUAACAGUUGUAACAUAUUCCCAUGAAACUACUGUCUGUUUGACUGCUUCCCUUCCAGGGAACAAUCUGUACUUGGGUGUUGUUGGUGUUCACUGUUUUAGUACUUCUUCAGCCUACUUACGGCAGGGUAGAAGCCAGGAGCUGUAUUAGGAAUGAUAAAUUCUCAUCAUAUAUAUCGCUGCCUUCCUCUUGAGUUUUAUACCCAUGGUUUGAACACAGUCUUGCCAGAGAGCCUGUGUGCUCUCACCUCCCCCUGAGACAGUGGGUGUGAUGGAUGUGUGGUGUAUCUCAUUACUGGUCAGCAUCUUGCAAGCUGGAUCUGUGGGAGGAGGAGAGAGACAGGACAUGAAACUAAGGAGUUGUUUAGAAGUUACAUUGUGUUUGUCAGCUGUGACUUUUUUAACUUUUAAAGAGAACAUUUUGUUUUUAUUGACCAAAUUUGUUUCUUGGACAAUCUGUCAAAGUAGAAGAUAGGCUAAAAGGGCUUGUUUACUGGUGCAUUUAUUCAGAAAUAGCUGAAAGUGGUUUCACAUCCUUCUAAUGUGACAUUGGUUUCUGGAAUAGGCAGAGUCACAGGUAGCAUUGUUUAAAAAUAGCUUAUAUGAUUAAUAGUCUGCUUCGAUCCAGGAUAACUUUCUAGUGUUAAUAAACACUCAAAAAAUAUUGUCAUUAAUAUACUUAAUUUUCAUGUGUAAUGACUUAUCAUUAGGCAGUUAUAUAUAACUAAAGAAAUAAAAUCAAUUCCCCUCUUUUAAUAUAUUGUUGAAAGGCCAAGGAAUGUUUUUGAGUCAUUGCAUAGUUUCUGGAUUUGGAAUCACUUACUGUCUUGAACAAUUGUUCCAGGAUCAUUUAUCAUGAGGAGUCAUGCCCAAUUUUUAAUCACAGUAGUAAACUAUGAUAUGUUGUAAAAUAGGUAUUUUCUUAAUAGAGUGGCUUCUUUUAUUUGACAUGAUUUCACCUGUCAGAAUGCUUAAAAUAGAACUUUAUGAUUCCUGGCCACCUGUUAAUUAAGUCACAUUUGAAGUUUUUAAAUUCCUGAGAGUUUUUGAUAUCCAUCGUGAGUGUAGUUUGACACAGACUAGGUGGCUGAGCAGCAGAUGAUAGACAAGCAUUUAGAUCAGCUGUUUAUAUAAUCAAGUAUCAGUAAAAUUCAAGUGUUCCAUAGAGAAAUAAACAUGUCAUCAUUUCAGCUAAGAGGCUGAUCUUGCUUGUCUCACUCACUUCAGUAAAGUCCAUCCCUCUUAUGAAUGGACUUUACUUGAGUUCCUCUUAACAUUAAAUUUACACCAACUCUAACUGUUACCUAAUCAAUUUAUUUAUAUUUGUUACUUUAUAUAAGCCUACUCUUAAUGUGCUGGGAAGGUCUUUUAAUUGUUCUCACAUCAUAAUCCCUGUUGCAAUCUAUGGAGUUUCUGUUCCCCCUCUAAACAAAAUGUAUCAGGAUAUCUGCUCCUUAAAAGUAUGUCUACACAAUAUCUACUGUUCUCAAUAGCAAGUGAGUGGAGCUUAUGAAAAACAUCAGUACUAUUGAGCUUGAAUUGUACAGUUUGGAUUUGGUCGUGAUUCUACCAUUAUGUUCAUUUAAAAACCAGUGACAGUAAUCAGUGCAAACCCUUAGUUAACACAAUUAUUCUUGGGUGUUGAGGUAUUUCAACACUAGUCAUGUUUCUGAUAAUAUGAGCAAAGGUCUACAAACAUGUUUUGAAUGCGUGUUUUAAAUCAAUCCCCAAACUAGUCACAUUUAUGGUCUUAUCUAAAAUAAUAAUCUACUUUUCUUAUUUCCUACUGCCAAUAAAAUCUAAAGACCACUAAUUGUACUUAAUGCUAUCUGGGUGUCAUAAUGAAAAUACACUUCACAUACCAUGUUUAUCUAAAAUCUCCUGUUUCUUAGCUCAUUUAGCUUAACCUAUUUAGUGAAUCAUCUCUGCUAUUCAUCAGCAAAAUAAAGUUGCCUAACUUGCCGGUUCCCUGCAGAUCACAUAUAACAGAUGGUAUAAAUAAUGACAUAGCAAAACAUGGAGAAGCAAAUAAUGACUAUAAAUUCUGCACCAAAAAAAAAAAUGUGCAUAAACAGAAAUUCAGGUCUUAUUGACAAAUGCUCCAAAACUCAUAAAAUAUCAAAGUGAAGAUUUUACACUAAUCUUUCUGACUGAUAGCACUUCCAUUGUAAUAAUGAAGUGUCAUUUUUGCUAUGGGAAUAAAAAAUAAUUUAAAUUG